AUGCAGAGUUUUCUACAUGGAUAUAUGAAGGAAAGAUUGGACGAGUCCUUCAAAGACAGAACCUGCAACGAGCAUGACGGAGCAGGGGGGGGAGUAUGUGACCUAAGUCCCAAGAGGAGACAGGUGUUAAACACUAGGACCACAACCCUGAACAAGAUAUUCCCCCACGAGAGUUCCUCUACUCUAAACAAUGUGUCAGUGAUGAGUAGAACAAUCUGUGUAUGGUUGGAGGCAUGGAUAAGUACUUUAUCGAAGGAAAGAGGAAAACAGGGUGAGGUUAUCUUCCGAGGUAAUUGCACCUAUGAUAAGUUUAUAGAGGGUAUAGAGCGAGGAAAUCUCUCAAAAGAGUGUAUCUUUGAGAAGGGAAAGUUAGCGUGGAUAGAUCACAGAAGCAGAUCAAGCUUGAGUAUGGCUCAGGAUUAUCAGAGGGGUUUAAAGAGCUGUAUGGAGAUCGUAACACUAAUAUUGGUAACAGCAGGGUUGACAUCGACCGCGGCUACCAAGAACUAUUAUAACAAGAGAAAAAGUGACUUAUGUCAAGACAUAUAUGAAAAACUUGCCGAGUGGGGUGGAAAGAAUCUGGCUAAAAGGAUAAUGAAAGAUUGGUUCACUCAAGCCCAAAACAACGGGUCAGGCGGGAGAAUAUUCCAGCUCUCUGGUCGCGAUGUCUAUGAGAUAAUAACCGAAGGUAUAUUCGGAGUAUCUAGUGGGGACAAAUCACUAAGAUGCGAUCUGCAGGAGGAGACGAGUAACAGGGAAGCAGACACCGUAGAAAAAUAUAGCACGAGUCUAUCAGAAGAUACCAUAGUGCCUUCAGGUGAGGAAAAUUUCGUUUUUCAGGACAAGGAGAUCGAGAAAAUGAAUCAAGUUCUGGACCAAGUAGAGGAAAAGGUGAAGGUAAAACAAGAAGCGCUCUACUUAGACGAGGGAUGA
Molecule: messenger RNA, 933 nt
Organism: Plasmodium inui San Antonio 1
Lineage: Eukaryota; Apicomplexa; Aconoidasida; Haemosporida; Plasmodiidae
Exons: 1
Coding region: 1-933 (310 amino acids)
Source: RefSeq, a predicted model, not a curated record